AUGUUGGCAAACCCGGUCCUCUGGGAGAAGGAGGACCAACAGGGGUCAGAGGAAGUCCAGGACAGCAGGGUCCCAGAGGGGAUGGAGGUCACGUGGGACCAGCUGGGCCGCAAGGACAGCAGGGUACCUUGGGACCUGAUGGAUCUUCAGGGUCUAGCAGGUGUCCAGGGUCCAGCAGGGCUGUUGGGGCAACCCGGCCCCCCCGGCCCCCAGGGAACUACAGGAACACAAGGACCAAAAGGCCAACUGGGCGAAGCUGGACUGCUUGGAUUCAAAGGAGAAGCUGGUUUCAAGGGAGAAAGAGGCAACCAUGGUGUUCCAGGUGCUUUGGGCCCGUUGGGAGAGGAUGGGAAGCGUGGACCUCGAGGUGAUGGUGGAUCCAUCGGGCCUCUAGGAGCUCAAGGAGAGACAGGAGCUCCAGGAAAUAGAGGUUUCCCAGGUGGAGAUGGUUUACCAGGACAUAAGGGAGCCCAGGGUGAGAGAGGACUGUCAGGGUCGACCGGCGCCAAUGGUUUAUCUGGAGAUCCAGGACGUAAUGGAGAGCCAGGUCUAACAGGAGCUCGGGGUCUGUCAGGACUUCUUGGCGCCCAGGGAUCAGAGGGAAAGCAAGGACCAAUGGGCUUAGCAGGAGACGAUGGUAAACAAGGCCCAGCUGGUUCUACGGGGAACCGAGGGUCAUCUGGACCGAUGGGCCUGCUGGGACCGAAAGGCUUCGCUGGUGAUGCUGGGAAGAUUGGAGAGGCCGGCAGCUCCGGGUCUCCAGGUCAAAGGGGGGUGAAUGGAAAAUACGGAGAGGAAGGCGCUGCUGGUCCAGCUGGUCCAGCUGAAAGAGGGGAGAGCAGGGACCACAGGGACUGCAUGGUUUCCAGGGUUUGCCAGGACUGCCAGGACCACCUGGAGAGUCAGGAAAACCAGGUGUUGAGGGUCUCGCUGGAGAAGCUGGUGCUGGUGGAGGGAGAAAGAGGCCCUCCAGGAGAGAGAGGGGAAAUCGGGGCCAAUGGGCUGCAGGGAACCAAAGGUAGUCCAGGUGGACCAGGACUAGAUGGGCCAAAGGUAUUGGUAGCAUUGGUCCAAAGGGUACUGUUGGAGAGGCGGGAGGCCCAGGACUUCAGGGGAUGCCAGGAGAGAGAGGCACAUCUGGACCUUCAGGCCCAAAGGGAGAUGCAGGUUUUGCUGGAGAGGGCGGACUGGAGGGGAAAGUCGGAGCUGACGGUGCACGGGGGCUUCCUGGUUCUGUUGGACCUGCUGGUUCUGGUGGACCCAAUGGAGAGAAGGGUGAAACCGGCCCACCAGGGCCUGCAGGACGCCGAGGCACAAGAGGAAUCGCUGUCAGGUUCUACUGGUGACACUGGUCCUACUGGUGCCGUUGGCUUCCCUGGACCUGCUGGUCCUGAUGGUCAACCUGGGGUCAAAGGUGACACAGGUGAGGCAGGUCUGAAGGGAGAGGGAGGAGCACCUGGACCACAGGGAAUGGCUGGGAUAUCAGGAGGACAGGGGCCUUUUGGUGUGACUGGACUGAAAGGAGGCAGAGGAACACAGGGGGCAACAGGCUCUUCUGGUUUUCCUGGGCUGCCAGGAGGAGUUGGACCAGCUGGUUCUCAUGGUGCUGUUGGAGCAGAUGGGCCUAUUGGAGCUCCAGGAAAAUCGGGAGCUGCUGGGAUUAUUGGGGAGAAUGGAGCUCAAGGACGUCAAGGAGAGAGGGGAGCUUCAGGUGCACCGGGCAGCCCUGGAGAGAAGGCAGACUCUGGAGAGGACGGCCCUGGGGGUCCUGAUGGGCCUCCAGGACCUAAUGGUGCCGCAGGACAGCGAGGGAUCGUGGGUCAGCCUGGACUGAGAGGAGAGGCGGGCAUACUGGGACUGCCAGGUUCUGCUGGUCCAUCCGGAAAACCCGGAGCUCCCGGAGUUCAGGGCAGCACAGGGCCUGCUGGUAGAGUCGGUUUACUAGGAGCCACUGGGCCAAGAGGAGAUGCCGGCCCUGAGGGUAUCGCUGGAGCAGAGGGGCCUCCUGGGAAGGACGGUCUCGUAGGGGACAGGGGAAACGGGGGUAAUGCUGGCUCAGAGGGUCUGGCUGGUACUCCAGGGUCUCCAGGAACUGAGGGUCCUGUGGGAAUGAUAGGUGGUCCAGGACAGAGAGGCGAGAAUGGUGCCAUAGGCUCCCCUGGACCCCAAGGAGCAGCUGGAGUACGGGGGAAAGUGGGCCCUCAAGGACCACAGGGAGAGAAAGGAGCUGCUGGAGAACAAGGAGAGAGGGGUCAGAAAGGACACAGAGGUUUCACCGGGCUCCACGGUUUGCCAGGAAUAACUGGCGCCACAGGGGAUGAAGGAGCGACAGGUAUUGUUGGACCAGCUGGGCCGAGGGGUCCUCCAGGAGUGGCGGGUCCUCCAGGAAAGGAAGGAAACAUCGGUCAGCCCGGACCAAUGGGUGCUCCUGGAAGCAGAGGUUCCAGUGGGGACAUCGGGGCACAGGGUCCACCUGGGAAUGCGGGUCAGUCCGGCCCUCCAGGCCCCCCUGGACCUCCCACCUCGGCUCUGGAUGACCUCUUUGCUGCCCUUUACGAUUACGACGGGAACGGCCACGUGCCAGAAGCCGUGGAGUUCGUCGAGGACGAUGUGGCUGCCGAUCAUCCUCCUCUUCCAGAGAUCAAUAGAGAUGAAGCCCUCCCUAACAAGAAGUCGGCCAUCCUGCAUGCAGACACCGGAGUCCACGCCACACUGAAGACCCUCAGCGGACAUCUGCAAAACCUCCGCAGUCCUGAUGGUAGCAAGGUGAACCCAGCGAAAACCUGCCAGGACAUCAAACAGUGCUACCCUCAGAAAAAGAGCGGUGAGUACUGGAUUGAUCCAAAUCAAGGAAGCACAAAAGAUGCCAUCAAGGUCUACUGUGAUAUGGAAAAUGGUGAAACCUGCAUCUCCGCCAACCCGGCCAACAUUCCCCACAAAGCCUGGUGGACGAAAUCCAGUCCCAGCGCCAACAAACCCGUCUGGUUUGAAGCAGACAUGAACGGUGGAACUAAAUUCCACUAUGGAAAUACUGAGGAGCAGCCCAACGUGGUGGCGGUUCAGAUGAAGCUGUUGCAGCAUUUGUCCAAAGAGUCACACCAGAACAUCACCUACCACUGCAGGAACAGCGUGGCGUAUAACGACGAGAGGAGCACCAACCUGAAGAAAGCACUGCUCCUCAGAGGUUCCAACGGCCAGGAGCUGAGAGCGCAAGGAAACAUGCGCCUCCGGUACACCGUCCUCGAGGACAGCUGCACGAAAUCAAACGGAGAGUGGGGCAAGACGGUGCUUGAGUACAGGACUCAAACCUCUGCCAGGCUGCCUGUCGUGGACGUGGCCCCCAUGGACAUUGGAAAACCUGAUCAGGAGUUCGGCCUGGACAUCGGCCCUGUGUGCUUCUCAUAAAACAACACAAGUAACAUCAUCACCAGUAAAUUAAAGUAUAUGGACUCGUCUUUCUGUGAGCGUACAAGUCGAUGGAGGUUAGAUUCUUCGACAC
Molecule: messenger RNA, 3499 nt
Organism: Anarrhichthys ocellatus (wolf-eel)
Lineage: Eukaryota; Metazoa; Chordata; Actinopteri; Perciformes; Anarhichadidae
Gene: col5a2b
Product: collagen, type V, alpha 2b
Exons: 37
Coding region: 1-3405 (1134 amino acids)
Molecular function (GO): extracellular matrix structural constituent
Source: RefSeq, a predicted model, not a curated record